Messenger RNA from Oryza sativa Japonica Group (Japanese rice), 904 nucleotides. RefSeq lists its product as uncharacterized. The record is from RefSeq and is a predicted model, not a curated record. NCBI's taxonomy places the organism in Eukaryota, Viridiplantae, Streptophyta, Magnoliopsida, Poales, Poaceae.
AACAUGUGAUAAAAAGUCAACGGCGUCAAACAUUUCGAAACUGAGGGAGUAGCACAUAUUGUGUAGAUGCGUGUGCUUUCCACACUCCACUGAACUGAGCCAACACAAGGCCACAACAACAAAACAAGCUGCGCUUAUGACACCGACAGCUUUUUUGGCGCUUUCCGGCGUUCGUGAUCAUAAGGACGGUUUUUCCGUAGGGACGACCAGCUUUCGGUCUCCCUGCGCUUAUAAAUAUAGCUGUAUUAUCUUCCAUUAUUACACAUAUAAUAUAGCCCUACACGCCUAUUCCUCCUCUCACUAUUCGAUCGAUAUCGAUAUCUUAGAAACGAAAGGCCGGGCUGCCACCAGGGGCUAGCUCCGGGUCCGGGCUGGCCAUCGUCGACGACGUCGUAGGAUCAGGGGGAGAUGACGACUAAGCUGGAGCUUAUGCGGAGCAACUACUUGAAGAAGCUUCUGACGGAGAUCGUGCCGGCACUGGCCGAGAACUCGCCGGAGGCGGCGCUUGUGGUGGUUUCAGACCCGCCCGUCGACGACGUCCUCACCUACGUUUGUAUUGACGUGGCUGCGAGUGACACGGCCAGUGAGGGAGGCACCGAUCAGCAACUGCGCCGCCGCAGCAACAAGCUGUCUCCAUCGUCCCUCGGCUCCGUCGGGAUCAUGGUGGCUUCGGCAGCAAUCACUGAAAUCACCGGCGCCGGCACAACCACCAGCCCGGCGGUGGCUUUCUCUCUGUUUCUUGUACUUACAGUGGCCAUCUCUCUGAUCAUGUCCAGCAUUAUUCGGGCAUAGCCGUACAUGUGUGUGUGUGCCCGUACGUGCUUAAUUAGGCCAUAGAUAAUCGCUUAUGUAUAUAUUAUAUAUGAGUACAAUCAUAAUAUAUAUAUAUAUAGUAGCUCUAUUA